AUGGGUUCAAUAAAAGGUCCUGUUUCUUCGGGUAAUCAUGAAGGACGUCAGAAGAAACAUAAAAGUUGUCAAAAGAAGUCACUUGAUACACUCUUUUUAAAAGAAAGUUUGAUAUGGGAUGUUCACAAUAAUAAUGUAGAUUCUAUAUUUUUGUCUUCUAUUUCAGAAAAUUUAGAUCCUACAAAAGCCCUUGCUGCUCGUUUUAAUACAUGGAGAAGCUUAUUAAAAGAGCUUAUUGUAUAUUUUAAAGCGGUUGUUCAUGUUCAAGAAGUUAAAGCAGUUGAGUUUAAGAAAUUAGGGAAUGUAUUAAGUAAUAAUUUUUGUGAUAAAUUUUCUUUUCAGGAUGGUGGACUUAGAGAAGCUGAGAAGUUUUUUUGUGAAUGGAAUCGGAAGUAUUCUAUUUAUUUGUCUACAAUGCCGAAUAGUGUAAAUGUGGAUAUUAUUUCAAAAUUAGAGAAAGAAAGAACUAUGUUGAGUGAUAGUGUUAAAGAUGUUAUGAAGAUGUCUUCUAGAUUUCGUAAUAAUUUAUCUAAGGAAACGGAUGCUGCUAAAAGGGAUUCUCUCUUAACAUGGGAAUUUAAUCCUGAAAAAAUUACCCCUAAAACAGAUCCAUAUCUUCUUAAGUUCGUUUUAGAGAAGCAAAUUAUGCAAAUGCUUUUAGAAGAGAAUUCGCUGCACCGGGCUUAUUUGGAUAUAGACGAUUAUUGUCGUAGAAUUGAAAAUCAUGUGAUAGAUACAAUUCGACAAGUUUUUUGUCAAUAUAAAGAUGAUUUUCAGAAAGAAAUUGACUUCGUUUGCAAUUUCAAUAAGGAUAUUGGUGUUAUAGGUGGUUCUAUUUCUCUUAACAAAGGAUGGAAUAGUUUUAUUAGAGAAGCAAUGGGGCUCUGUAAUAAUAGUGAGGAUUCUGUUGGUUUUAGGGCUCCUAGAUGUCUUAGUGAUGUUUUAUAUGGUCAGAAUCAUCCUGCUGCUAAGGAAAUACGUUGUGGUAGUCUUGAAAGAAGAACUAAAAUUCUUAAAUCUUAUAAUACUGGGUUUUAUGUGCUUACACCAUCAGGAUUUCUCCAUGAGUUUAAGUCCAGUAAUUUUAAUUGUGGUCAGACGCCAAUUAUGUCAUUAUCUCUUCGUGAUUAUGAAAUCAGUGAUCAUAGUCCUGUAAAUGCUAAAUCAUAUAAAUUUUCUUUGAAGGGAUAUAAAAAUGAGUAUUCUAGUCGGUAUGCUGUUGUUUAUAUGUGUUUAUGGGGUCCUGUUGGGACAAGAACAUAUCAAGAAUUACUUGAUUGGUACAAUGAUAUCAAAAUGUUUGCAGGACGGUCAUAUAUGUCCGAUGAAGAAUAUAGGGAUUACAUUGUAGCUUUACAGAUGAAAAAUAUAUCAGAUAAUAAAAUAAUACAUGAUCAAAAUGGGGUAUUUGAUCGAGAACAUCUUUCUCAGGAGUCAGAUAGUGACUUUAAGGAUACUGUUGAUGUGGUAGCAGCAUCUGUUGUUCCAUAUCAAGGAACGCAGCUUCAAACUCUUGACACGGAUUAUGAGGGAGAUAAGAUAAAUGAAAAGGAAACGCAGAAUUUUGAUGAUAAUGUGUCAACGCAUGCGCCUGUUUUAUUAGAUUCCUCUAAUGCGUGCUUGAAUGAUUCUGACAAUCAAAAAGAAGUGGCUACUUUGAAAUCGUCUUUAAGGGAUUCUUCAUAUUAUUCGUCAACUGAUGAAUGUCCUUGUCCUUUGAAAUCUCAAAAGUCUUUUGAUUCUGAGCCUGGUCUAAAUAGACGGUCAAUUGAUGUAGAAAAGAGUCUUGAUCAAGAGUCUGGUUCUUUACAUGUGCCAUUAGAAUCUCAGAUAAAUAAUUCUAAAUUAUCUGUAUUAUUGGAGUCUCAAACAAAUAAUUCCAAAUUAUCUGUAUUAUUGGAAUCUCAAACAAAUAAUCAGAAUCUUUGUCCAAUACUGCCUUCUACUUUAGAUCAGUCGCCUAUUUCUGUAACUGUUCAGUCUAAAUCUAAGGAAGACUUGGAAGAAUCUGUAUAUCUUAAUACGGAUACAGCUUAUAUUUCUACAGAUAAAUUAAGUUUAGAAAAAGUUCCGCUUCCCGUAUCUGUGAAAAGUGCUGAGUCUUUAAUAAAUGAAGAACAUGGUGCAUCUAAUAGGUCUUCUAAGGUAUUGGAUACUGCUAAACCAUUUUGUUCGCCUCAAGAGUCUUUGAAUAAACUAGAAUGUCAAAUGUUAUCUGGUACAUUUGAUUCAGCAGUUUUAGAGAAUUCAUGUCUUGUAGAUGAGCCAGAUGGUGAUUUGCAAGAACAAGUAUUAAAUAAUAGUGAUAUUGUUUUAAAAGAAUCAAAUGUUAAAGUAUAA
Messenger RNA from Pneumocystis jirovecii RU7, 2340 nucleotides. RefSeq lists its product as uncharacterized. Bases 1 to 2340 code for a protein of 779 amino acids. The transcript is spliced from 12 exons. Lineage: Eukaryota; Fungi; Ascomycota; Pneumocystomycetes; Pneumocystales; Pneumocystaceae. The record is from RefSeq and is a predicted model, not a curated record.